GUUUUACUGGGAUCUUGCUAUGCUGCUGCUGAUGGUGGGGAACCUGAUCAUCUUGCCGGUGGGCAUCACCUUUUUCAAGGACGAGAACACGCCUCCGUGGAUCGUCUUCAACGUGGUGUCCGACACCUUCUUCCUGAUCGACCUGGUGCUGAACUUCCGAACGGGAAUCGUGGUGGAGGAUAACACGGAGAUUAUCCUCGACCCUCACACCAUUAAGAUGAAAUACCUGAAGAGUUGGUUCCUGGUCGAUUUUGUCUCCUCCAUCCCAGUCGACUAUGUCUUCCUGAUUGUGGACCUGGAGACCAGGGUUGACUCGGAGGUCUAUAAAACGGCCAGGGCACUCCGGAUUGUGCGCUUUGCCAAGAUCCUCAGUCUCCUGAGGCUCCUGAGGCUCUCUCGGCUUAUUCGCUACAUCCACCAGUGGGAGGAGAUUUUCCACAUGACCUAUGACCUUGCGAGUGCAGUGGUGAGGAUAGUGAAUCUGAUCGGAAUGAUGCUGUUGUUGUGUCACUGGGACGGCUGUCUGCAGUUCCUUGUGCCCAUGCUCCAGGACUUUCCUGAAGACUGCUGGGUCUCCAUUAACCACAUGCAG
Molecule: messenger RNA, 592 nt
Organism: Chiloscyllium plagiosum (whitespotted bambooshark)
Lineage: Eukaryota; Metazoa; Chordata; Chondrichthyes; Orectolobiformes; Hemiscylliidae
Source: RefSeq, a predicted model, not a curated record